CGGGGGAUCCGACUGCACGACUGCGCGACCGACAGCAAGCGGUGACCCCUCGACGGCGAUGGAGGUUGAGUUCUCUGACACGCCGCAGCCCAAGGAGAGGUCGAAGGCCAAGAACCGAGCGCCAUCUGCUGGCAAGGGCAAGCAACAGUCUCGGAGGGGGCGCAACUCGGCCAAGCAGGCCAAACGUCGCACGCCUCCGUCGUCGGCUGGGACGCCGACCAAGGUGGUGACCCCCGUCAAGCGAAGCCUGGGCAAGGAGUCGGUGAAGGGGAAGAAGACGACACAAUCGGCCCGGUCACCUCCAACUAAGCUGCGGAGCCGUGGCGUCGCCGUCGGGCAGUUCACCCUCGGCUCCGAUUGCACGGGCUACGACUCGACCAAGUUGGCUUUGGAACAACUCGGCAUCGCUGGCCGCUUCCGCACCGCUUUCUGUACCGAGAAGGACCCAGCAGUCAGGAAGAUCCUGGUCGCCACUCACCCGGACGCGAAGGGCAAGAUUCGCGUGGACGCCGCUCAGAGGAAUGGCCAUCCAAUUCAAGUUGACCUAUACAGCGCUGGCUGGCCAUGUCAGCCUUUCAGCAGGGAGUCAGACCAGCCAGGUAUGGAUGAUCCGCGCGGGUCGGUGAUCGACAACAUACUCGACUACUUGACGAGCCAUCCGCCCCGUUGCUUUUUCUUGGAGAACGUUGCGAGCAUCGUGCAUGACUUCCCCGCCUUGUUCGCCCACAUUCUCAGCACGCUCGCAGGUCAGCACGAGACGGACGGCACGAAGACGUUCACCGUGUUCUGGAAGAUUUUGGACACGAAAGAGAACGGAGUGCCGCAGUCCCGCCAGAGAUUAUUCAUCGUGGGCGUGCGGAACUGCUACACGAAGGAUAACGUUCGCUUCACGUGGCCAACGCCGGUGGCGUGCAAGCCGCUCCACACUUUCUACGAGAAGCGCCCGUUGGCCAAGCAGACCGAGCUGCCCAACUACAUGAUGGCCAACAUGGGUAUCCACCUGAAGAAGCUCAACGAGAGCGGCCACGAGUUCGGCAAGCAGCACUACGUCGGUGAUCUACAGUGUUCGCCAGGCCGCUCGCAGCUCACUCUCGGGUACACGCCGUGCUUGACUAGGAACCGGUGCGGAGGAGCUGGCGUGGCCAAGACGGGCCGUGGCGGGUUCUACCUGUAUAACAAGAUGCGCUACAUGACCGUCGACGAGAUGGCCCAGUUGCAGGGCAUCGCGAAGGGCCGGCUCCAGAAGCCUGACACUAUGAAGACGAUUCGCCCCCUCGCCCAGGCCAUCGGGAACGGGUUCUCGGUCAACGUGGUCAUGCGCAUCCUCGCCAG
Messenger RNA from Prorocentrum cordatum, 1332 nucleotides. Lineage: Eukaryota; Dinophyceae; Prorocentrales; Prorocentraceae. The record is from the annotation of a GenBank genome assembly.